Molecule: messenger RNA, 1050 nt
Organism: Cucurbitaria berberidis CBS 394.84
Lineage: Eukaryota; Fungi; Ascomycota; Dothideomycetes; Pleosporales; Cucurbitariaceae
Exons: 3
Coding region: 1-1050 (349 amino acids)
Source: RefSeq, a predicted model, not a curated record
AUGGCCGCUGUCCAAGAAGACGAUCCUCCGCCCUCAAUCCGUUUCAAGCGUCGCAAGAUCGCACAUCCAAAGCGUGUCAACCUCGACGACGACGUCCCUACGAUAUCCACCCCUCAGACUCCCGGCGCUGCAACCCCGAGUGAUGCGCGCUCGCCGCCACAAGAGGCUCACGCGGAGGAAGAUUCUGUGCCAAAUCUGAGAGAGAUAUUGCGCAAUCGAAAGCGACCGCGCGACCGCCUACGAGAAUCUGCGCGCAAAGCAGAGCCCCCAAGGACAGAAGUCGCGCAAGUCAAUGCGCCGCGGCCAGACCAGUAUACCAGUCGUUUUGUUGCGCAGACAGGCCAAGUUGUGGAACGCGAUGAUAAGCAGAUGACGCAAUACGUAGAAGCUCGCAUGGCUGAACAGAACUAUCGACAGUAUGGCUGGCCCAUACCAACAAAUCUUCAAGCUGCAGUAGCAACGAUCGCGCCCGAUCUGAAGCACACGUUUACCGCGACUUCCUCUACCCAAGGAACACAAGGCGCAGCCGAUAACCCCGCGGAUAGGGACCACAGUAACCGCCUGGCGGCUGGCCAAGGCAAGCUUCAUGAAGUAGACCUAGGUCCAGAUGCUGCGGCGCGUACUGAGCAAGCUUGGAAACGACUCGACGGCACCGAGCCUGCCGAGGAGUCUAAAGCGAAGUCACGAUUAGACAAGUACGGAUACCAAUGGCGUAAACCAAAACGCAGGAACAGCGAUGCCAUGCGACGAGAACAAAUGGUUGAAGCAGUACUACGAGAAGCUAAACUGGACUACUUCGACGACACAGCGCCCACAAACCCGUUCUCCAACAACUCAGGCUCAAGUAACAACGAUGACGCGAUAGCUGAGCGUUUCCGGCUUGAGUAUUACGAAAACAUGCAAGAACAACAGCAACGCAAACCUCCUCCACCCGCGAGUGGUAUGAAGGGUGUGAAAGAAGCGCCGAAAGGACCCAAGUUGGGUGGCUCGAAGAGUGCACGAGCCAAGAUACUUAAGGCGCAAGAAGAAGCAGCUAAGGGGAAGAGGUAA